CUUUGGAAAAAAAUUCUAUACGCCUUGCCGUUUUCUUCUUUCUUUUGCGAAGCGGCUUCCUUAUAUCAGUUCGAAAUGUUUUCCGAAAAUAUCGAAAUACGGAACCAGCAUUUCUAGUAGGAGCAAGAGGAAUAACAAUAUUGGUUCUUUUAGUUUUGUUAGGAGGAUAUUUUGCUAUUUUAACGUAUUUAUUGGCGACUGAUGGUGAUGUUAUUAAAAGUAGUUUACAACCUUCUACGACAAUUCCUAUUCCAGAUGGUAGCGAAUCAACAUCCCAAGAAUGUUCACAAUAUGUCCUUCAACCAUCAUGUAAUAAUGUAACCUCAGAUGAUCGUUGGCACGGAUACUUUACAGCGACAGAAGACCUUGUAUUUAAUCAGACAGAGAAACGAUACGCGAUGUACUUUACAAUAAAUAUUGAUGAUCCAAGAUACGAUCGAACAAAUGAUAAAGGGAUGAUGAUAAAAGCUUUUGAUUCGGAAUUUAAUCCUCUUACUGUUCCUUUGAGCGUUAAUAAGUCAGCAAAUGAUAUAGAUGGUGAAUUCUAUCAAUCACUUGAUGAUUUGAACUUACACGUUAUUGGAUUUCAACAAAUGAAUUGGAUGUUUAUAACCAGACAUAUUAGAAAAAAAGAAAUUUCAAAUUUUUGGACUUUAUUAGGAAUUCCACCGCAAAUUUUUGAUGAGAAAUAUAUUACUUCAAACUACGAAUCUGUAACAAAUCCCCCAAAUACACAACCAGUCUUUGCUAAUCAGUCUAUUACUGGUCAACAAUUAUAUGCUAAUUUAUUUGUUGGAACAAUGAAUUGGUUCGUAAAUGUAGAAACGGAGGGAAAGUUAGUAUUUUUUACCAUAAAAUAUUCGCAUCCUAAUCAUAAAUCAUUCCCAAAAUUUCGAGUUGUAAUCUUGAUUACGGAUUCUCUUAGUUUGCUCGCAGGUUUCUAUGGUCUUCUUAUCGGAAUAUAUAUAUUAUUGUUCGGAUUUUCUCCGGUUCAUCCAUGGGGUCUCUGUCAAAGCUUCUUUUUGCGUCGUCGUAUAAAGAAAGAACUUCACAAACAAUAUCCAAAAUCAAUUCCAUUACUCGAACGACCAAGUGAUGAUGAAACUUUAACUGAACGUAUAAAUUAUUUAGAACAAUUUUUAAAACAAUUUUUCUGCGAUGUUAGUAUUAUGGCAGAUAUUAAAGGUGAAAAUGAUUUGAAUAAUUUUGAAGAUACUGUUGAAGAUACCGCUGAAAAGAUUGAAAAUGGAAAAUUUGGGAAGCAUUAA
Messenger RNA from Dentiscutata erythropus, 1268 nucleotides. The record is from the annotation of a GenBank genome assembly. Lineage: Eukaryota; Fungi; Glomeromycota; Glomeromycetes; Diversisporales; Gigasporaceae.